GUUUUUCGAAAGCCAAGUCACAGAACCCCUCCUUUUGUAAAUAUUGAUCACUCCACGGUAGUUUUUGUUAUAUGAAUGGUGCCACGGAUCCCCUGGGUGGGUUUCACAGACUCCCUGGGGUCUGCGGACUAGCAACUGGGAAGAACCACUGCCUAGCAGAAAUCUGGAAGUUUGUGUUCGACAUAAAUAAGCCUGUGCUUUUGUCAUUUGUGCACAUCGAGGUUCAGAUUUCUUGCAGCUGGUGUUUACAAUCUUACCAAUGUUACAUAAUCCCUGAAGGCAUAUAGGGUUAGAAUCUCAGGAUUUUUCACCAGAGGACAUGGAGCUUUCUGCCAGCGAACUCAGCAUUUAUGAUAAACUCUCAGAGACCAUUGACUUAGUGAGGCAGACCGGUUAUCAGUGUGGUAUGUCUGAAAAGGCCAUUGAGAAAUUCAUCAGACAACUCUUGGAAAAAAAUGAGCCCCAAAGGGGACCCCCACGCUACCCUCUUUUGAUGGUACUCUAUAAGGGCUUGGUUAUGCUGGGGUUAGUUUUACUAACUGCGUACUUUAUGAUCCAGCCGCAUACGCUUUUGCCACCCGAAGCGACGCUCUCCAGAACCCACGCGUGGGGCUCCCUCAUUAGUCAUAUCCGACUGCUGCCUUUACCAAUUACCAAGAAGUAUAUGCUAGAGAAGUGUCAAGACUGGUGGGGCUUGGAUUGUAGACAGAACGUGUCUCAGACUGCCAACUGCUCCUGCUCUGUGAAGAACCUUGUGGCUACUGCUGACCUAGGGCAGCUAUCAGAAAAACUACUGCAAACUCAGCCUCUCUUCAUCAAGACAGCACAGUAUCGGUCUUAUGCUGAAAUGAAGCAUUUUCAGUCUCUGUACCCUGGAUUGACAGAUUUCAUCAUACUGGAAGAAACAGCUGAGAGAUGGAGCAGUCAUCCAGGGCAAGGAGUUCACAUUUUCUGGCAAAAUCCUCUGAAUAAAACUCGGAUUCUGCAGGAGAUUUUCCCCGUCUUCUCUUCGCUGCUGCUUCCAAAGACUAUUUCUCUGAAAAGCUGUUUUCUCAUCCACAACUCAAGACUUCAGGAUAAGACAUACAGACUGCAGAGCACCUUUGUGGUUGGAAGUGGUCAGCUUACCUUGAAUGUUAUCCCUUCUCCAUUGUGCAGAGAACAUUGCAAAACAGUGACAGUGGAGCUGGAAGCCGGGGAUAUUGGCUUUGCAAAUGUGGAUUAUUGGACAACAGGCUUUAACUCCAGGGGAUCAGAACCUACUGUUGUUUGUGAUGGAUCUGCCAGUUAAAAACUGUCGAGAGGUGCCUUUUGCAGAAUAAGAACACUCGGGAUCCAAGGCGAAGGAAAUGGAAUACAAAAGAUUUAAGGAUGGUUAGCCACCAUUUCCAAGGAUGUAUCUUUACCCCGUUGUGUGCACCUGCAGUGAAGGAAGGAAUACACUUUAGAAGGGUAUCUUCUCUUGACCUUCAAGAUAACUUUGGCCUUUCCUUCAAACGUCUGGGUAGGAGUUGGAGGUGCCCCCCCUUUCUUUGUGUAGAUUUCUUCUUGAAAGCAGUUGUGUUCUGGUGUGGGGUGAGGGUGGAAUUGCUCUUUUGACACACUCUACAAGUGUGCAAUGCACUCUACAAGUUUCUUUCCCCACCUCUUCCCUAGUGUUGAGAUACACAUUCUUGCUGCUUUCUUGGCCUGGGUCAGUUUAAUGUCAGAUCCAAGAUUUUUUUUCCAAAAUGACUAAUAGUUGCAUCAAGCAGCCAAAUUUGCUAGAGGGU
Messenger RNA from Lacerta agilis (Sand lizard), 1772 nucleotides. RefSeq names its product chromosome 6 C6orf89 homolog (gene C6H6orf89). The transcript has 8 exons. Lineage: Eukaryota; Metazoa; Chordata; Lepidosauria; Squamata; Lacertidae. Gene Ontology annotation, cellular component: Golgi membrane; nucleolus. The record is from RefSeq and is a predicted model, not a curated record. Bases 320 to 1291 code for a protein of 323 amino acids.